This is a messenger RNA of Paramecium primaurelia, 1134 nucleotides long. The record is from the annotation of a GenBank genome assembly. NCBI's taxonomy places the organism in Eukaryota, Ciliophora, Oligohymenophorea, Peniculida, Parameciidae.
AUGAAUCUCUUUGGAUAAAGUACUUCUGGACCAUAACCAGAUAGUUAUGAAAUUAAUGGUUAAGAAUAUCAUGAAUUAAAUUUAAUUGCUGAAGGAGGUUAUGGUUUUAUUUGGAGAGCAAUUGAAACUAAAACAAGAAAAUUUUGUGUUAUUAAGAAAAUUAUUUGUCAAAGUAAAGAAGCAAUUGAAUAAGCAUAAUAAGAAUUAGAUUUACAUGUAAAUUAAGACUUAUUCAUAUAUUAAAUAGAAACGAAUUCAACAUCCUAAUAUUGUCAAAUGUUAUAAUGGUGUAAUCAAAUUUAAUAAGAAAUUAAAUCAGACUAUUGCAUAUAUGGUUUUAGAAUUAUGUGAAGGUGGUACAUUAAUUGAUUUACUGAAGAGAUACAAUGAAAAAAGGUUGAGUGAAUAAUAAAUACUUCUAGUGUUAAAAGUUAUUUUUCACUUUAUCAUAGUAAUUAGUCUAAGCAAUUAAAUAUCUUCAUACCUAAAAUCCUCCUAUUAUUCAUAGAGAUUUAAAAGUUGAAAAUGUCUUAUUGCAUAAUAAAGUAUUUAAAAUAUGUGAUUUUGGUUCAGCUAGUACUGAAAAAAUUGAUUUAAAGUAUGUUCUAUUAUUUAAAUUAGUUAAUUAAAUAAACAGCAAAUAUCUUAAUAUGAAGAGAGUUUUGCCAAAUAUACAACAGAAGUAUAUAGGCCUCCAGAAAUGACUGAUUUAUAUUUAAAGUAUGAAAUCAAUGAAAAAGUUGAUAUUUGGAUGUUAGGAUGCAUUUUAUAUACAAUGUGUUUUUAUAAUCCACCAUUCUAAGAAUCUUCUAAAUUAGCUAUUGUUGAAGCUUCAUAUAUUAUUCCAAAAGAUAAUAAAGUAUACAGAAGUAUUUAAACAUAUUAGUAUUCAAAAAAGAUGAUAGAUUUGAUUGGGAUAAUGCUUUAGCCAAAUCCUAAAAAUAGAGCAUCAAUUUUUGAAAUAGAAGAAAUAUUGAAAAAUUAUGAAACAUUAAAAUAAAUAGUAAAUAAUUAAAUAAUAAUUUAUAGUAAAGUUAAAAUAUAUAAGAGGAUGAUUUUGGGGAAUUUUAAUCAGGAGAUUAAAAAUAAGAAUAAUAAUAAAAGAGUGUUUAAUAUGAUGAUUCAUUAAUUUGA